Notodromas monacha is the source of this 3504-nucleotide messenger RNA. The record is from the annotation of a GenBank genome assembly. NCBI's taxonomy places the organism in Eukaryota, Metazoa, Arthropoda, Ostracoda, Podocopida, Cyprididae.
AUGGGAGCCCAAGGAAGACGCUUGUUGUCCACGACGCUGGUUUCAUAUCAUGACUUUGUUUGGAGGGAUGGUUCCAUUUCGGAAGAGUGUGAUUCGCCCGGUUGUAUACAAUGCCCCCCUGAAUACCACUAUUGUCGAACAAGAGAGAAUCUUAAAGACGGUGAUUGCUUUUCGACGGCCGAUUUUUGCAACGGAAAGACGACUUGUGCUAGUGGAAGAGACGAGCAUGAUUCCCUGUGUACUAAAGUAGACGAUGGCACAGCACCAUCUAGCGGAUCCCUAGGAGUGAGGUCGAGUGGGUUACUGUACUACAAGUUUCGAGGCGUCUGGAGACUCGUUUGCGAUUCUCCGAGCCUGAAGAAAGAUACUUGGGCUGACAGGGUUUGCGUCGCUACAGUUGGAUCUCAAAGAGGCACGGCGAAAUGGAGUAUCAUGCCGGUGGUCCGGAGUGUCAGCGGACUGUACGCAAUUUUCGAUGGAUCUGGAUGGAAAACGGAUGCGAACUGCAAGACAAACGUCAUCAAUAUCAUAUGUUCUUUAAAUUCCUGUGGUUUCAUUCAGAAUCCGUUGACCCAAAGGUUUCGACGUGCCGCUACAACUGGCGCCCAAACCUCGAAGGCUUUGGAUUCCAUUUGCUUAAUUGACCCCAUGUCUCCUCCAAAAAAUGGAUGCAGUAAAACUGAACAUCUCUCCUCGGCAAGAUCGUCGACAAUUAUCGAGAAGGGUGUCGAAAAUAAUGAUGCACGGAUUGUUGGCGGACAUGCGGCCUCUGAGCGAUCGAUGAAUUGGAUAGUCUCCUUGACUCACAAUGGAAUUGUCUUUUGUUCCGGCACGCUUCUCAAUCUCAAUUGGAUCGUCACGGCAGCGCAUUGCUUUUGCGUGUGGGCAAAUUCCAGAACGAAGAUCGAUUAUAAAACCGUCUUUUACCAAGCUUGCGGUGGAAUGACGCGCUUAACGUCGGCAAAUCCGGACAUGCAGUGUCGGGAUGUGAGCAUAAUUGUUGUCCACGAACUAUACCUAGGGAUGAAACAGGCGGUCCAAAAAACCCUUAUUCUCUUCGAGCUUUCCAUGGACGUGCGAAGCUUGGGCACUCGAUGCAAUGACGAGUGUGCUUGUGUCCCCCUGUUCCGAACCCUUCAAUGCCUCAGAUCCCAGAUGAAACAGGCGGUCCAACCCUUUCACAAUGAUAUUGCAUUGGCGAAAGUGUCGAAGCCGUUUUACUUCAAUCUGGCAGUCAAUCGUUUGUGCCUUCCGGAACGCGGGGUCCCUAUUCCUGACGGGUUGGAAUGUAUAGUAGCUGGAUGGGGAGCUCUCAGUUUUGGCAACCAAGAGAAGCCCGAUCAUUUACAAGAAGUGACUGUUCCUUUGAUGGCAAACUGUGCGGAAUAUAUGCCGGAUGUUCAGAAAAACAUAGACAAACAUUUCUGUGCCGGCUACAGAGAAGGCGGAAAAGAUUCAUGCACUGGAGACUCGGGUGGCCCUCUAGUUUGUCCGCACCACAGUGGUUACGUUCUUUUCGGAAUUACUAGCUAUGGCAAAUCUUGUGCUGGUCCAAAGUCGCCGGGCGUUUACACUAGGGUGUCCAACUAUGUGGAUUGGAUUAUGGGUGUGAUUGUGGCUGACGGUAAAGGGAAAUACGAGAAUUCAAAUUACUACUCAUCGAAGCAAUGCAAAGGAUUAAGAUGCUCAACCGGACGCUGCAUCAAAACGAAGGACAUCUGCGACGGCCAGUACCAAUGCCCUGCUGAUGGAGAAGAUGAAAAUCAGAUGUGCGACACGCGGACUUCUCUAAACGAUAAGACGGAUGCUGACGAUCAAAUUUUUGGGUCCAGUCACGACGCGAAAUCUUCUCUAGGUUCCCGAUGCUCACCUGGAUUCCGUCCAUGCGACUCCGUUGACGGUGGGUGUGUGUCAGAAUUACAGCUCUGUGACAGGAAAAUGGACUGCUCGGAUAAAUCCGACGAGUCUCGUUGCACUUACUCCGAUUACAUGACCAAGUCGACGGAUUUUCAAAAAUAUGUUUGUGACGGCAUUCAAGAUACCCCGGACGUUGUCAAUUCUCCUGGAAUUCCUGUAAGAGUUGAUGCUUUCGGGAAUCCUUUAAGAGAGCGUUACGGAAUCGUUCUUGAAAACGUUUAUCCGUAUUCUAACAAGGAUUGGUUUCCGAAGUGCUUCGCAAAGGUUUCGCAGGAAGUCGCGGACUUAUUGUGCAAGGAAAUGGGUUACUAUUCUGCGGAAGGGUUUGAACCAGUUGCCGGUAUUAACGGGGACACUUGCAAUCCGGGAUUUUCGUUCCUAAAUCUCGGGUGUUCGUCUCUUUCAUGCGGCAUUCGGGAAAUUCAUGCUGUCGAUUCUCCACUUCCGGGGUCAUGCCCAUGGUCUGGAAAUCUGUUCCUGGAUGGACAGUUCGCGGGUUCAGUUGGAUUGAUCGCACCUGCGGUUGCAGUGGCACAUGUUCAUGCAAUCGCAUCCGUGGACUGGUCAAAUAUUUCUGCUGUUGUGUAUGUCGGAAUGACAGAGGAUACGUUGUUUCUUCCGAAACAUGCGACAACUUUGAAGGUUAAGGCUGUCAGGUCUGCAAACAAGUUGACAUACUUGGAACUGGAAAGCGAGGUUUCAUCCUUGCACACAACUCGGCCUGCUUGUCUUCCUCCAAAACCCUUAUUCUCUUCGAGCUUUCCAUGGACGUGCGAAGCUUGGGCACUCGAUGCAAUGACGAGUGUGCUUGUGUCCCCCUGUUCCGAACCCUUCAAUGCCUCAGAUCCCCACUUAUGCGGACAACUGACAGGAGUGGAGCCGCCCAAUUGUCUCCACUUUCUCACUGGAACAGUUUACUGCCCUUUCGAAAAUCGCUGGUAUGCGAUCGGCGUGUUUAAAAGGGACUACUGUGACAUGCAAAAGGUCUUCGAUCUAGAACUGAUCACGCCACAGAACAUGGGAGCAGAAAAAGUGGUAGUGAAAACACCCGAGUGUGAAAACGGCGGACGCAGAAAUCGAUUGGGAAAAUGCAUAAAAGCGGACCUUCUUUGCGAUGGAAAACCCGACAGCAAUGAUGGGAUUGAUGAAAUUGAUUGCGCUGCAAAAGCUCGGACUGAUUUCAGCUUGCUCGACUCCGAAGGCUGCGAACCUGGACUAAUUCAGUGUUCUGAUGGCUCAUGCGUCAGAAACAUUAGGGGAUGCCCUGGGAUUGUUGAAUGCAAGUACAGUAAAAAUGAUACAGAAUGCGUGAUUAUCUGUGGCUCCGGGGAAUAUUUCAAGGACCCAACAAAACUUUGCGACGGAAAAAUCGAUUGUAUUGAUGGGAGUGACGAAAUCAUUCCGAAAUGCGGAUGUGGAGAAAAUCAAUUCCGCUGCAUUGGGAAUGUCAACGGAGAGCCGCAGUGUAUUAAUAUGACGAAUUUUUGCGACGCCGAUGUGAAUUGCAAAGAUGCUUCUGAUGAGCUACAUUGCAUGGCUCUUUCGCUGGAUGGGAUAGUACGCACAAAUUCUAUGGAGUACGUGUGA